Messenger RNA from Spodoptera litura, 2781 nucleotides. RefSeq lists its product as uncharacterized. The record is from RefSeq and is a predicted model, not a curated record. NCBI's taxonomy places the organism in Eukaryota, Metazoa, Arthropoda, Insecta, Lepidoptera, Noctuidae.
GCCGGCUAGCGCGCUCGCCUGCCGGUCGCCCGGGGACCCUUAGCGGACGCCGAAUACCAUUUUCAUCAAUAAAAAUAAUGUCCUGAGGUGUUAAAAUCGUGUGUGUUGUCUUAACCUGUCAAUUUAGCGGUUGCUGUGUGUGUUUCAGUAAUGUUAGCUGCCCGUAGUGUCUUCCCUUAGUAUAGAUGUGAUUGACUGUUAAAAAUGUCGUUGUUUUGAUAAGAGUUGUCACCAUGUCGGGAACGCGUAAAAGCAUCGUGGUGUAAAUAAAUACUUAGGUCUAAAAGCAAUAAUUCGUAAAAACAUAGAAACCCCGUAGAGACGCUAUAUAAAGUGCUUUUAAGCAAUAGUUUUAGUGUUACUAAUAAAAUUAAAUCUUCCAUAUUUUAUUUAACUUUAAGUCUAAAAUGUGGCGUGACUUUAAUUGUUAAAUCAACAAUCAAAAUGAUCUUUAUUACUAAAGUCAUAAAGUUUCAAUUACAACAAAAGUUUUCUUGCCUUAUCGCUUCGCAGCGUACAGUCGACGACGGAAGUGCAUAGCUUUGUGUUAAAAAUAAAAUAAUGUUAAAAAGAAAAUGCCGCAGCGCGCGCCGACAUCAUCAAACUUGAUGCGACCAUUCGUGGUGUUGGCCCUGCCCGGAAUGUAUUUGCUGUAUAAGUACAACCAGUACCGGCAGCAGCAAAUGGAGACCGCGCGGCGCCGGGUCACCGAGCGCGAGCUUAUGCACCUAAACACCAAAAUCGACAAAUUGCUCAAUAAACUGGAAGAAAAUGAACCGGAACUCGCCUCUUCGCCAGAUGAGGAAUGUGUUAUAUGUGUGAACGCGAAGGCGACGAUGCAAACGUCACCAUGUGGGCACAGGGUAGUGUGUCGGCGGUGCUUCGUGAAGACUAUACAGAUGGCCGUCAGCCAGCGCCUGCUGCCGCUGCGCUGCGUCAUCUGCCGCGCCAAGAUCCUUCGACUACGGCAGGCACCGCGGCUUGUCACCAGCAAGAGUUGGCAGGUUUCGAGUGGCAGUGCGAAGUCGUGGGGUGUGCCAGGCUCCGUGUCCAGCUACUCGGUGGGAGCUCGCUCUGUGCCCGCCUCCGCAUCGCUAUACUCCGUCACCAGCGGCGAGUCUUCCCUUUCAGGAGUGUCUUCCGUGUCAUCAAACAGCGGAGGCAACGUCCCGAGCAGCUGUUCGACGAAGUUAUGUGGAGGAGCUAAGUGUGGAGGAGCAUGUUUGGGCGCAGUGCCCAGAGUCCCCGUGCCGCCGCGGCCGAGACAACCCGCCUCUAACUCGUUAAGACGUUCGCAGCAUCAUAGUAUGAAGGCCCGGUUACAAGACUAUCAAGUCCAUAGCUACACGGGAGGUCCUACAGCUGGGGAGCCCUCGGGCCGCCUGCCUCCCAUCAGAGAGUUCCAGAGGGAAUUCCGCGAGGGACGAAGAGAGAGUGCCGCUGCUGCCUCCGCCUCCACUAGAAUUAGGUGUGCCCAGAAAAUUGUAACGCAACUAGAAACGUCGCCACAAAAGGACAAGCAACACUUCUUCCGGCCACUAAAACCUUCAAAUAAAGACGACCCGCCCGAUUCCAGAGAUCACAGCAAAGAGACUGAACGGAAAAAAGAUAACCCCAAAUCUAAACCCAAAAAAGAGGACAAAAAGAAAAAAGAUGAUGAAAAUACAAAACAAGAAGAUAAAAAUAAAAAAGAUGAAAGUAGUGACAAUAGGAAAAAUGAAUUAGCAGAAAAGAAAAAGGAAGAAAAGAUGAGACUAAAGGCGGAGAAGGAAGCGAAGAAAGAAGCCAAGCUUCAAGCUAAGGAAGAAGAGAGACAAGCUAAGCUAUUAGCAAAGGAGGAGGAGAAACAAGCCAAACUAAGAGCGAAGGAAGAAAAGAAAAAGGCCAAAAAAGAAGCAAAGCUCGCCGCGCAAGCUGAGAAAGAAAAAAACAAAUAGAGUUAUAAAGUUUAAAUUUUACAUUGUAGAAACUCGUAGCCGUCUUAAAUUUUAGAUUUGAAAAUUGUUAUCAUUGAGGAAUCGUAAAACAAUUUUAAAUAGCGUAUUCUAACAGUCUAUUGUAGUCCAUUACGUACGGUAAAUUAGAUACUGUUAGUUUAAAUUUUAUUUUUUUACUUCGAUCGGAUGAUGAUUGUGUUUACGCUUUGAUACUGAUUUUUACAAUUUUGUUAAUAAUUAUCUAGCUUAGUUGCAAUUUCUAAUCGAAAUUGUUGUUUAACAUAGGAAUGUUGUAAAUAUUUUUAAAGUCAAAAAAUGUUAUUAUGAGAAGCAAUCUAAGUACAUAGUUGUUGGGUCAUAAUUGGAACUCUACAAACUGCGAAGACUGAAAGAACGGGAUAAUGAAAUCAUAUCGUUUUGUAAUUUAAUUGUGUAACAGUAUAGUUAAGAGCUUCGUGCAAACCGCACCGCCGAAGAAUUUAUUUAUUACAUAAUUAUGUAGAUUUCGUCGUUCUUAGUUCGUCCGUAGGAGAAGCUUAUAAUAUAUUUAGAUUACUAAUUUCAGCAUGAGUACAUUUCUUUACCAGACCUUCAAGAAGUAUUUGUUGAAAAUGCUUAUAAAGAUAUGAUUUUCAUAACACCUACUCUUGAAUGAUCCUAAACCUUCUUUGACAAACUAAUCAAUUCCAUCUAUCUAUUAUAUCCAUAGAUACCUAAAAUAAUUUCCCUAAAUAAAUAAAUUAAUCCUUCCUAUUUCUACAAAAUACGACCACAGUAACGAUUCCAAAAUAUUACGUAUAAACAUUAAGUAGCAUCAUAUCAGGCAUUUAGCAUACUGCUAGGU